Molecule: messenger RNA, 483 nt
Organism: Dibothriocephalus latus
Lineage: Eukaryota; Metazoa; Platyhelminthes; Cestoda; Diphyllobothriidea; Diphyllobothriidae
Source: the annotation of a GenBank genome assembly
AUGGGCUUGUGCAAAUGUGAACGUAAAAAAGUGACAAAUUUGUUUUGUUUUGAACACCGAGUUAAUGUUUGUGAGUUCUGUCUUAUUUCUCAUCAUCCCAGGUGUAUUGUGAAGUCUUAUUUGUAUUGGUUGAAAGAAAGUGACUACUCAUCCGUCUGUGCUAUUUGUUCGAAGCCACUGGGUGAUGAAAGUAGUGGAGAGUGUGUUAGACUUAUGUGUCUAGAUAUUUUUCACUGGCAGUGUCUUGAUAAGUACGCGUCUGAGUUGCCAUCAACCACAGCGCCCGCAGGAUAUGAGUGUCCUUUGUGCUCACAAUCUAUCAUACCUCUAUCAAACCAGGGCGGACCUCUCGCUGAGGCUCUGCGAGCCAAGCUUUCCACAGCAAAGUGGAUGAAACCGAACUUGCAGAUUAAAUCCUCUGCUCCAAGGAUGAAAUUUAAGCCGACCGCGCAUCAUGAGAACGAGGCCGUUAAUAAUAUGGGC